ACACCAUCCCUUAUGAAACGCUUUUUACUCGUAUUUCUGACCGACUUGACCAUAUCCUCUUUUUCUUCACCGCUGAGGUACUCACUUGUCUUAUUUAAGUAGCUGGGAGUGAGCAAGCUAACUCAUAACAUCUCACACAAAAUGGGUUCCAAAACUCUCUUCUUCAUUGCUCUCUUAUCCUUGUCUGCAAUCUCUGCUUUUGCAGAUGCAGCUGAAGAGACAGCUUCAGCUGGUCCAGGCCUUGUCAUGAACUUUUACAAAGACUCAUGCCCACAGGCUGAAGACAUCAUCAAAGAACAAGUCCAGCUUCUCUACAAGCGCCACAAGAACACUGCUUUCUCUUGGCUCAGAAACAUCUUCCAUGACUGUGCUGUUCAGAGAUGUGAUGCUUCAUUGUUGCUGGACUCAACAAGGAGGACUCUUUCUGAGAAAGAAACAGACAGGAGCUUUGGCCUCAGAAACUUCAGAUAUAUUGAGACUAUUAAAGAAGCUGUGGAGAGAGAGUGCCCCGGAGUGGUUUCCUGUGCUGAUAUCCUUGUUUUAUCUGGUAGAGAUGGAAUUGUUGCUCUUGGAGGCCCACACAUCCCUCUUAAAACAGGAAGAAGAGAUGGUAGAAAAAGUAGAGCAGAUAUACUAGAGCAAUACCUCCCUGACCACAAUGAAAGCAUGACUGUUGUUCUUGAAAGGUUUGCUGCCAUGGGAAUUGACACCCCUGGACUUGUUGCCUUGCUAGGAUCUCACAGUGUUGGCAGAACCCAUUGUGUGAAGCUGGUGCACAGAUUAUACCCUGAGGUUGACCCAGCCUUGAACCCUGGUCAUGUUGAGCACAUGCUUCACAAGUGCCCUGACCAGAUCCCAGACCCAAAGGCAGUGCAAUAUGUGAGAAAUGACAGAGGCACCCCCAUGAUUCUAGACAACAACUACUACAGAAACAUAUUGGACAACAAGGGACUCUUGAUAGUGGAUCAUCAACUAGCCACAGACAAGAGGACCAAGCCAUAUGUCAAGAAAAUGGCCAAGAGCCAAGAUUAUUUCUUCAAGGAGUACUCAAGAGCCAUCACUAAGCUCACUGAGAACAAUCCUCUCACUGGCACUGAGGGUGAGAUUAGGUUGCAAUGCAAUGUUGCUAACAAGCAUCAUUGAAUGUAGUCUUAGCUAAGCAAGUGUUGCUAGCAUAUGAGCUUUGUAUAUGAAAAGAAGCCAAAACCUCUACUUUUGCCUGCCAUGUGUGCAUGGUAAUCCAAGAUGGUGACAAAAUAAAUUGGCUGUUUCUAUUUGGCUUUUGCUAUGCUUUUCUAAGCCUUGGAUGUCUCUGGGCUAGCUCUGUUGUUUUAAUGUAGAUUUCCCUUCUUGUUUGCUUGA
Molecule: messenger RNA, 1362 nt
Organism: Daucus carota subsp. sativus
Lineage: Eukaryota; Viridiplantae; Streptophyta; Magnoliopsida; Apiales; Apiaceae
Product: peroxidase 42
Exons: 4
Coding region: 142-1143 (333 amino acids)
Biological process (GO): hydrogen peroxide catabolic process; response to oxidative stress
Molecular function (GO): peroxidase activity; heme binding
Source: RefSeq, a predicted model, not a curated record